This is a messenger RNA of Cimex lectularius (bed bug), 1554 nucleotides long. Its product is annotated as serine/threonine-protein phosphatase CPPED1-like. Bases 408 to 1307 code for a protein of 299 amino acids. The record is from RefSeq and is a predicted model, not a curated record. The transcript is spliced from 7 exons. Gene Ontology annotation, molecular function: hydrolase activity. NCBI's taxonomy places the organism in Eukaryota, Metazoa, Arthropoda, Insecta, Hemiptera, Cimicidae.
UCACACCUCUGGACUCGUCUACCCGACGAGCUCUCACUAAUCACUAAUGGAGUACCGACAACUACAGCAAGGGUAUUCGCAGGCCAACUUUGCACUCGGUUAACCGUUAACUACGAGUCCCUUCAACUGCUGUAGCGUCAACCGACUCAUCCCCCCCUCCCCACGACUCCAGCCAACGGUUCUUCCGUCACGGACCACUAACAACGUACCAGCGGCAUAAUAUACGCACAGUCCUGGUCUCAACGCUAAAACAUGAAUAUGCAGUGAUAAAAAAUGUAUACUGGAAGUGUCAACUGAUAAGAUAAAAUAGAGAACUAACAAUUUAAAAAAGGUCAUUAUUUCUACUCUCUGAAGCCAAGUUGAUACGAUUCUGAAUUAUUCUGUCUGUAAAAUACUAUAGCACUACAAUGCAGAGUCUGGAUGAAACGAACCGAAAAGUAAUCAAUGAAUAUAAAAAAUUUAACGAGGAAGAUGAAAAAACGUGGAAGGGACCUUUCUACUUUGUUCAGGGUGCAGAUUGUCAAUUUGGCUUAAUAGCAAGGUAUUUGGAAAAGAAGGAAACACCCAACUGGGACAAAGAAAUUGCCCUUUCCAAAAAAUGCGUCGAACUGAUAAACUCACUAGAGCCAAAACCCAAGUUUUUUGUCAUCUGUGGUGAUCUCGCAGAUGCAUACCCUGAACCUGGAACUGCCACUAUUCGAGAAAAACAGGUCAUAGAUUUCCAUAAAAUUUUUGGCAGAGUGGACAAAUCGAUUCCAGUGGUUUGCCUCUGUGGAAAUCAUGAUGUAGGAGAACAACCAACUAUUGAAGCAGUCUCAACGUACAAGUCAGAUUUUGGAGAUGAUUACUUUUCAUUUUGGGCCGGUGGAGUUCUUUUCAUCUGUCUUAACAGUCAAUAUUUUGUAGACGGUAGCAAAAUACUGGACUUGGUGAAAAGUCAAAAUGAAUGGUUAGACGAACAACUUGAAUUGUCUAAAAAUUCAAAAAAUGGCGCUGUGAUUUUUCAACACAUAGCACCAUUUAUAGAUGACCCAGAAUGCGAAGAUACCUACUUUUGUCUGAAACGCAGUGUGAGAAAAUCACUCAUGGACAAAUGGCUAAAAGCAGGUGUACGUUAUGUCUUCUGUGGACACUGUCAUCACAACGCCGGCGGAAUGUACAAAUCGCUCGAAUGCAUCAUAACAACAGCAAUUGGAGGACAGAUUGGUGGGGAUUCUGCAGGGUUCAGAAUUGUUAAAGUUUAUGACAAUUCCAUUAAGCAUGAUUACUAUGCAUUUGAAAAUGUCCCUAAAAGUGUAAAACUAUAAUUAAAUCCAAUUUAAAUUGUUCAACAUUGCAAUGGUAGAACUGAUCUGUCUAUUCUGUCUUUGCUCAUCAGAUGCACUACAAUAUUUCAGCAUCUUUGAAACUUCAUUUAUUAAAGCCACAUUAACCCAUAAAAAGGGUAGAAAAAUUAUCAUGGUACAACUUCAAUUUAACUAAAAAUCUAAAUACAAACUAAUUUUAAACAUCAAUAUUUGUUAAACAUUCAUGAAUAAAUGCUUUUCUAUUAAA